CCCGCCCCACUUCUCAUUCACUUGGCUCGCACGGCGCAGACGGCGCAGGGAGCACACACCGCCAGUCUGUGCGCAGAGCCGGAGCCAGAGGCCGCGGGGACACCAUGCACGCCCCCAACUGAAGCCGCACCUCAAAGCCGCAACUCCUCGCAGCCCAGCGGAUUUCAGGGAGCUCUGCCUCAGAGGAACCCUUGAGGAGGGACCCUCCAGAAGCCCCUUCCAGGACAGUCCUCACAAGACGCUCUGCCACUGCAGACAGGAGCGCACAGUGGCCCCGGCUCGCCGCGCCAUGGAGCGAAUCCCCAGCGCGCAACCGCCCCCUGCUUGCCUCCCCAAAGCGCCAGGACUGGAGCCCGGAGACCUACCAGGGAUGGAUUUUGCCCACAUGUACCAAGUGUACAAGUCGAGGCGGGGAAUAAAGCGGAGCGAAGACAGCAAGGAGACCUACAAACUGCCGCACCGGCUCAUCGAGAAAAAGAGACGUGACCGGAUUAACGAGUGCAUCGCCCAGCUGAAGGAUCUCCUCCCCGAACAUCUCAAACUUACAACUCUGGGCCACUUGGAAAAAGCAGUGGUUCUUGAACUUACCUUGAAGCAUGUGAAAGCGCUAACAAACCUAAUUGAUCAACAGCAGCAGAAAAUCAUUGCCCUGCAGAGCGGUCUGCAAGCUGGUGAUUUGUCGGGGAGAAGUGUCGAAGCCGGUCAAGAGAUGUUCUGCUCAGGCUUCGAGACGUGUGCCCGGGAGGUGCUUCAGUACCUGGCCAAGCACGAGAACACCCGGGACCUGAAGUCUUCGCAGCUGGUCACCCACCUCCACCGUGUGGUCUCCGAGCUCCUGCAGGGCGGUGCCUCCAGGAAGCCGUUAGACCCAGCUCCCAAAGUGAUGGACUUCAAGGAGAAUCCCGGCUCCCUGGCCAAAGGCUCUGAAGGCCCAGGCAAAAACUGUGUGCCCGUCAUCCAGCGGACUUUCGCUCACUCAAGCGGGGAGCAGAGUGGCAGCGACACGGACACAGACAGCGGCUACGGAGGAGAAUCCGAGAAGAGUGAGCUGCGCGUCGAGCAGCCGUACUUCAAAAGCGAUCAUGGACGCAGGUUCAUGGGAGACAGGAUCGGUGCUAUUAAGCAAGAAUCAGAAGAACCCCCCACCAAGAAGAGCCGAAUGCAGCUCUCAGAUGAUGAAGGCCAUUUCCCGAGCAGUGACCUGAUCAGCUCCCCGUUCCUGGGCCCACACCCUCACCAGCCUCCCUUCUGCCUGCCCUUCUAUCUGAUCCCGCCCUCGGCCACCGCCUACUUGCCCAUGCUGGAGAAGUGCUGGUACCCCACCUCCGUGCCCGUGCUGUACCCGGGCCUCAACGCUUCCGCUGCAGCCCUCACCAGCUUCAUGAACCCCGACAAGAUCUCAGCCCCCUUGCUCAUGCCGCAGAGACUCCCUUCACCCUUGCCACCCCAUCCGGCCAUCGACUCUUCCGCCCUGCUCCAAGCUCUGAAGCAGAUUCCCCCUUUAAACUUAGAAACCAAAGACUAAACUCUUCAGGGGAUCCUGCUGCUUUGCUUUCCUUCCUCCUUACUUCCAAAAAAAAAAAAAAAUGUGUUUGUGAGUGUAGCAAGAUUGUUC
This is a messenger RNA of Camelus dromedarius (Arabian camel), 1615 nucleotides long. RefSeq names its product basic helix-loop-helix family member e40 (gene BHLHE40). The transcript has 5 exons. NCBI's taxonomy places the organism in Eukaryota, Metazoa, Chordata, Mammalia, Artiodactyla, Camelidae. Bases 290 to 1525 code for a protein of 411 amino acids. Gene Ontology annotation, biological process: regulation of transcription by RNA polymerase II; regulation of neurogenesis; circadian regulation of gene expression. The record is from RefSeq and is a predicted model, not a curated record. Gene Ontology annotation, cellular component: nucleus. Gene Ontology annotation, molecular function: DNA-binding transcription factor activity, RNA polymerase II-specific; RNA polymerase II cis-regulatory region sequence-specific DNA binding; protein dimerization activity.